This is a messenger RNA of Lolium perenne, 1264 nucleotides long. The record is from RefSeq and is a predicted model, not a curated record. Lineage: Eukaryota; Viridiplantae; Streptophyta; Magnoliopsida; Poales; Poaceae.
UACGCGCUCAUUUUCUCCUCCCACUCACCUUUCUUUCCUCUCCUCUGACGAGAGAGGCGGCGCCAUGGUCGCCCAGCUACCACGCCGGCGCGGCCGCGCUUGCUCGCCUGAGCUCGCACGCGUGCGUUCAUCGAAGCGAGCGGCUCUGUCAAUCUCGUCUUUCCGGGGUAGCGCGCGUGGCUGGGGCGGCUGCUGAACGCCGGUGAUGGUGCGCCGGCAACCAGGACGCGCCGGCCACGACGCGUGCCACGGAGAUUCGUCUCCCACCAUGCGCCAUCCUCGUUCCCUCCGCCGGCAAGGGAACACGGGAGAGCCGACCAGCAAGAAGAGAUGGCGGCCAGGGGACUGCGGUGUGCUGCUGCUCGCCGGCCCCUUCUCCACAGCGCCGCCGGCGACCUCGUCCGCUACGAGAUCGCUUCCACCGGCCAGCUUGCGCGGUUUUUUGAAGGCUGAUGCAGCUCGCAGGGGUUGCAGCGAUGCCCUGCCUGCGUGCUUACGAAAAUGCCAUGCGGCUGCUGCUGAACAGGUCGUGGCGGCGAGUUCACCGCACUGCACCCUUAGUGGUGGCGCUAUCUCGGUUUUGGCUACAAUUCUCUCAGGGCAAGGAGGACGACUAAAUGACAGACAAGAUGGAAGUAGUAUAGGUGUAGUACUGAAGCUUGAGUACCUAGGAACAAAUAAUACAGGACAAGGAGGACGACUUAAUGGCAGACAAGAUGGAACCAGUACUUAAUCCGGAGUACCCAGAGACAACUGAGACAUGUAUCGGUUCUUCUUCGUUUCUUAUAAGCAUCAGUUGUACAAUGCUGGUGCGGCUGAUGGACGAUGGAUGGCUAGCUGCUCGGCAUGAUCUUGGUCACUGCCUCACUGCAGCAGUAGCCUGCUGCUCCAGGAAGCCACCAGCAGAGGAUGGAUGGCAAGGCUCUUGCUUAUCCAAUGUAGACCAAAUGCGUCGCUGGUAAGCGAUGAUGAGGUGGUGUUACUCGAACCCUCCAGCAGAGGACGGAGGAGCUGGCUGGUCUGCAGCAUGGUGCACCCUUUUGUUGUUGCUGCAUGUUGACGACCUAUGAGGGGUCGAUUUGUGAGCGGAUGAUGAGUCGAGCGGUGGUGUUAUUAUUAUUAUUAUUAUUAUUAUUAUUAUUAUUAUUUUACUGUUUUUGAUGUCUGAUAGUGAAGUCAAGACGUCAUAUAGUUCCAUGGUCUUGCUGUCUAACGUGGAGCUAAAAAAAAGGGCAAAUGAAAUUGGAAAAUUUCAAGUUUCAAA